Molecule: messenger RNA, 468 nt
Organism: Limanda limanda (common dab)
Lineage: Eukaryota; Metazoa; Chordata; Actinopteri; Pleuronectiformes; Pleuronectidae
Gene: polr2l
Product: RNA polymerase II, I and III subunit L
Exons: 3
Coding region: 117-320 (67 amino acids)
Biological process (GO): transcription by RNA polymerase I; tRNA transcription by RNA polymerase III; transcription by RNA polymerase II
Cellular component (GO): RNA polymerase III complex; RNA polymerase II, core complex; RNA polymerase I complex
Molecular function (GO): DNA binding; zinc ion binding; DNA-directed RNA polymerase activity
Source: RefSeq, a predicted model, not a curated record
AGUCAUUGUGGUAGCAGCAGGAGAACAGUGUGGAGGGAAGCCGCCAUCGCUUGUUUCUCGCUCUAUAACUUAUUAUUGAAGCUAUCGUUGAACCUGACUGGUGACGGUGUCCGACAAUGAUCAUCCCUAUCCGCUGCUUCACAUGCGGGAAGAUCGUGGGUAAUAAGUGGGAGGCAUACCUCGGCCUGCUCCAAGCAGAGUACACUGAGGGUGAUGCCCUUGAUGCCCUGGGCCUGAAGAGAUACUGCUGUCGGAGGAUGCUCCUUUCUCACGUGGAUCUUAUUGAGAAGUUAUUGAAUUAUGCUCCACUGGAGAAGUGAUUGCUACUUGCUACCUCCAAGAACUGCAGGGACUUUGUGGGGAUGUGACAUGGACAGAGUCAUGUUAUUAUGGUUUUGUCUGACAGAAGAUCACAGUGAAGACUUUUGAAAUGUUAAUUUGUUUUUCUAAAUAAAGCUAUCAAAUGAC